AUGCCAUCCAAAGGCAUCAAAUGUUUUGCCUAUAUCGCUGUUGACGGCGUCGAAAUUGAAUUCUCUGUUCCGAAGCAGAGCGUUACGAGAAGCAAUCAGCGCGAGUAUACAAUCGACCACCUCGAAGUGGAAUCAUCAAACCUGGGUGCCUUCAAGGCAACUGGCAAAUUUGAAUUUGUCGUUCGCCGCGAGGGCCGUGAGCUCACGAAGCAAUGGGUCGAUGUGAAUUCAAUAACCGGGAAGGUCGACAAUGGGACCAUGUUGACCAUGGAUCAAACGCCUAGCAUCUUCGUCGAAGACCUCAUUGUGGUGUAUGGAUUCUAUGAUGCUGGGCCUGGGCUAGCGGGGCUGCCGAAACAGCAUCAGUGCUAUGUCACUGUUACGAGGAAUUAUGAAAAUUGGAUGAAAGAGGUUAUUCCACCGGAAGAUGACAGAUCAAAUCGGCCGUUCAAUAGGAUGGUUUUGCCUUCUGCUCAUGAUAUUGGCAUGAACGGCCUGCAGACGAGUCUAGGCCUACUUAAGAACGCUGGAACGGGGAUUAUAAAAGAAGUCUUAGGUCGAAGCCUCCCUCAUGCACUCGAAAUCAUCAAUAAAGUCGGAGAUGGAGCAAUUAAUCACAUUGCACCAGACAUCAUUCGAGCUUUGGCCGUUACGCAGAAAGACAGCCUCGACACCAUCCUCAAGAUCGGAGCGCGAUACUUUGAGUUCAGACCCGCAAAGUGCCAUCGCCAAAUGCAGCGUGUCAGUCCGUUGGAGGAUACAUGGUACUUCCAGCAUGGCGCAAUCCCGGGAAUGCCAUACAAGCAACUACUCACCGGCAUCGUCCAAUUCCUCCAAGACUAUAGCGACGAGAUCAUCGUCGUGCAAAACCGUUGGGACGGCGUGCCAGGCGACUGCCCACGACCCAAUGAUGAUGAGCUCCGAGACGUACUAAACGACAUCCUACGCGACAAAGAUAUCCAAAUCGGAAAUGAAGACGACAUGAUGGGCAAAAGCAUACGGGACUUGCGAAACGAAAACAAACGCCUUCUUGUCCUGCAAAAUGUAAACCAAGUCUCAAACUACGAUGACGCUGCAAACGCUACUUUGACCGGCGACUCCAUGGUGUCCAAGUUCAAUGACAUGUCGCAAAAUCCACCGCAGGGUCAUCCUAUCACGCUGUUACAGUGUCAGGCUACAGCGACGAAUAUCAGGGAUGUGAUUAUUGCGAGUGUGCUGGAUUCGGAUGUCAGUACAAGUCCGAUUUUGGCGACGAAACCAGUGUGUGAUAGCAAGAUUUUACCGCUGUUGAGAGGGGAUACUGGGAAGCAAUUGACACGGGAGGAGAGCGUAGUUGUGCUCUUGAAUGACUUCUUCGACGGGGCGACUGCGGAUGUCGCUAUAAAUCUUUGUCUGGAUAGGUUGGGGUGAGCUAGGUAC
Messenger RNA from Cucurbitaria berberidis CBS 394.84, 1419 nucleotides. Its product is annotated as PLC-like phosphodiesterase. Gene Ontology annotation, biological process: lipid metabolic process. The record is from RefSeq and is a predicted model, not a curated record. Lineage: Eukaryota; Fungi; Ascomycota; Dothideomycetes; Pleosporales; Cucurbitariaceae. Bases 1 to 1410 code for a protein of 469 amino acids. Gene Ontology annotation, molecular function: phosphoric diester hydrolase activity. The transcript has a single exon.